Molecule: messenger RNA, 183 nt
Organism: Debaryomyces hansenii CBS767
Lineage: Eukaryota; Fungi; Ascomycota; Pichiomycetes; Serinales; Debaryomycetaceae
Product: DEHA2F14894p
Exons: 1
Coding region: 1-183 (60 amino acids)
Source: RefSeq, a predicted model, not a curated record
AUGGAUUAUCGACUAUUUUUACCACCUACGAGAGCCACCGACUGCAAAGAAAUGAUUUUCCUUCCAAAGCAAAUAGAUGUUCAUAAAGAAAUGGUAUGUAGAUGGUUUCUUCAUGUGUCAAUGAAAACUGGGGGGGAUCAUAAUAAGGCCCCAAAAACACGUGAUGGAUAUUUGUGGAUCUAG